Messenger RNA from Leptidea sinapis, 880 nucleotides. It is a transcript of the gene eIF1A, whose product is annotated as eukaryotic translation initiation factor 1A, X-chromosomal. Gene Ontology annotation, cellular component: cytoplasm. The coding region runs from base 117 to 563 and encodes 148 amino acids. The record is from RefSeq and is a predicted model, not a curated record. NCBI's taxonomy places the organism in Eukaryota, Metazoa, Arthropoda, Insecta, Lepidoptera, Pieridae. Gene Ontology annotation, biological process: translational initiation. Gene Ontology annotation, molecular function: translation initiation factor activity; RNA binding. The transcript has a single exon.
GUCAAUUGUCAGGCUGCAGGCAUUAGGCGUCAUUCGAAAACAUUGUAGAAGUAAAUUUCAAUUUAUGCAAUUUUCAUAACUCCAUUGUACAUGUUUGUACUCAAAAUCAUAUAGAUAUGCCUAAAAAUAAAGGAAAAGGAGGUAAAAACAGAAGGAGGGGAAAAAAUGAGAACGAAACUGAGAAGCGUGAAUUAGUCUUCAAGGAAGAUGGCCAGGAGUACGCCCAAGUCACAAAGAUGCUCGGUAAUGGCCGCUUAGAGGCCAUGUGCUUUGAUGGCAUAAAACGUCUUUGCCAUAUAAGAGGUAAACUAAGAAAAAAAGUCUGGAUAAAUCAAGGUGAUAUAAUAUUAAUUGGUUUACGAGAUUAUCAAGACGCUAAAGCAGAUGUUAUCCUUAAAUACACACCAGACGAGGCAAGGAAUCUAAAAACUUACGGAGAAUUUCCAGAAACUGUACGUAUCAACGAAACAGUUGUAUAUUCUGUUGAUGGCUUGGAUGAAGAUAUUGAAUUUGGUGAUGAGGUUAGCUCUGAAGAUGAAGCAGACCCUGUUGAUGCAGUUUAAAUCAUCUAUUUUGUUAAAUUAAACGCAGUAUGUAUAAGUUUAUGUAAAUUAAAAUUAUUUCUGUUUAUGUUUAUAUUUCUCAAAAUCUUAGGUUUUUUUGUUAAAAUAAAUUGGACUUAAGAUUUUGUCCGUAUGAUUCUGGAAUACCUAUAAACUCCAUCUCAGACCUUUCAAUUUAUAUUAGUAUUAUUUAUUAAAUUAACUGAUCCUUAACUACUAGGAAAAAUGGCACAACAUUCCUUAAGUUCCAUAGUAUAUCAACUUCAUAAUAUGGUUUAAAUCUUAGGAAUGUAUAUAAUUAAAUAAUUUUUAAAACA